Messenger RNA from Elgaria multicarinata webbii, 951 nucleotides. It is a transcript of the gene NKX2-5, whose product is annotated as NK2 homeobox 5. Gene Ontology annotation, cellular component: nucleus. The record is from RefSeq and is a predicted model, not a curated record. Gene Ontology annotation, molecular function: DNA-binding transcription factor activity, RNA polymerase II-specific; RNA polymerase II cis-regulatory region sequence-specific DNA binding. NCBI's taxonomy places the organism in Eukaryota, Metazoa, Chordata, Lepidosauria, Squamata, Anguidae. The transcript has 3 exons. Bases 1 to 951 code for a protein of 316 amino acids. Gene Ontology annotation, biological process: regulation of transcription by RNA polymerase II; cell differentiation.
AUGUUCCCUAGCCCCGCCGCCGCCGCCGCCACCACGACGCCCUUCUCGGUCAAGGAUAUCCUGAGCCUGGAGCAGCAUCCCAGCGGCUUGGCUUCGAUGGAGCUCUCGGCGCUGGGCUCGUCCUCGUCGUCCUCGUCCUCGUCCUGUAUGCUGGCCAGCGGCUUCAAGCAGGAGACCUACCCGACCGACGAAGCGCCCGGGGCAGGCACGCCGGCCGCCCUCCCCAAAGCCAACGGCCACGCGUUCCCCGGCGCCUUUUACGCCAAACACUACGUGGAAAUGGACUCGGCUAAGGAACCCAAAGCCAGCAAGAAAGCGUCAGAGCUGUGCGCCCUCCAGAAAUCCCUGGAGCAGCAGGAGAAGCGCGAGGCGGAGGACCCCGAGCGGCCCCGGCAGCGGAAGCGGCGGAAACCCCGCGUGCUCUUCUCACAGGCGCAGGUCUACGAGCUGGAGCGCCGCUUCAAGCAGCAGAAGUACCUCUCGGCCCCGGAGCGGGACCACCUGGCCAGCGUGCUGAAGCUCACCUCCACUCAGGUCAAGAUCUGGUUCCAGAACCGGCGCUACAAGUGCAAGCGGCAGCGGCAGGACCAGAGCCUGGAGAUGGUGGGCCUCCCUCCGCCACGCAGGAUCGCCGUGCCUGUCCUGGUGCGGGACGGCAAGCCGUGCCUGGGGGACUCAUCACCCUACAGCUCCCCCUACAAUGUCAGCCUCAACCCCUACAGCUACAAUGCCUACCCGGCCUACGGCAACUACAACGGUGCUGCCGCAGCGGCGGCCGCCUGCAACGCCAGCUACAGCUGCAGCUACCCGGGCGUGCAGAGCGUGGCGCCCUCCUCGGCCGCCGCCGGCAACUUCAUGAACUUUGGCGUGGGGGACUUGAACGCCGUGCAAACGCCUAUCCCGCAAGGGAACGGCGGCCUCUCCACGUUGCACGGCAUCCGGGCCUGGUAG